UAGGGACGGCGUGUGUGGCGGCACCCAGGACCAGCCCUCGAAGGAGCACCUACGGAGCGGCCUUGGGGAUGCUGCGGGAGGACUGGGACGACAGAGCGGUUAGCCCCCCCAGCCCCGCGCGCCGCAGACUGACCCAGGCGAGGGGAGACAGCGCGCGUGCGCACUGGCGCGCGCCCGGCAGAAACAAGCCCAGCGCGAGACCCCGCGCGCGCGCUCGUUCGAAAGGAAAAAAAGUCCUCCCCGCGGGGGCCCGCGGCAAUUGAGGCCGGAGUUGGCCGGCGAGCGCGCGUGCGCGAGCGCGCAUAGACGCCCUCCGCCGCCGCUCCCUUCGUUGGGGGUCUAGCGCACUGCUCCGCCGUCCCCGCCUCUCCCGAGGCUCGCGCCCUCGGGGUAAGUACCUCGCGCCUCGCGGAGAGGGAGAGAGAGGGUCCGCAGAAGGAAGGGAGGGGGCGGACAGGGCUGGGAGAAAGGGAAGAACUGCCCUCGCGGUGUGAGGAGCGCGGCAGCCGGGUUGGAGUCUGCAGAAGACACGCCUCCAUCCCUCACACCCCUCGGGGCUGCGGAAGUGCUGGGGAGACUGGAGCGGCUCAGAGGCGACAGGUGGACUACCAUUCCCAGAAGGCGGCGUGGUGCUGCGCCUACCGCUCCCGGCAGCACCUGCGCGCCAGGCUUUUUUCAGUCUGCUGCCGCCUAGGGCGAAACUACAGUUCCCGGGAGGCCUCGCGCGAAGCGGCUUGGAAGUGGGCAGCCUGGAAGUCACUCGGGCCACUGGAGCUGGCGGCGUCUCCAGCGAGCCGCGCGGGGCCAGACGCCGCGGUCGUGGGGCCCGCGGGGCGGGCAGCCGGGACGCCCAGGCUUCUCCUCCUGUGUGCAGCCCUAGCCUGGUCCUGAGAGCACUCCAGCAGCCCUGGGUAUCCUGGCCAGACAGGACAGUGUCUUGAGGAGCAGGAAGCCGGGCACCUGUCUCCAGAAGCCCCAGCAGGUCUCUUCUCCUGUCCCCUUGACCCAACUGGCUUAGACUGGCUCAUCUCCUAGAGGUACACGGUCUUUGACGUCGGCUCUCCUGGGACCCUCAAGGACCGCUAGUGUCCAGAACACACCAAGGCAUGAUGGGGAGGACAUCCCUGCAGCCUGCCGGCCCUCGCCCACAUCUGCUGCCUGCCGUGCCCUGCUGAGCCGCCCAGUCUGGAGCCCCCAGGACAGCACCUGCCUCCCGAGGUUGUCCUGGCGCAGUUGUCCACAGCGAUGGUGGAGAACUGGACUCCACAGGCUCAAGACCUUCCUGUCAGGCUUCAGGGGCCAGCAUCCUUCCUCCUGGGACUGGUGGCCCUGAACAAUGGCUGAGGGCCAGGGGACCCCAUAAAGUUUCUCUACAGCUUCUGGGGGCCAGUAGCACUCCACUGCCUGUGGACUAUGACCACCUAUCGGCCCAUUCCCAAUGAUGGCGUGGACCUGGCAGCCAGCUGUGGGGCCAGAGGGGCCGAUGUCCUCCCAGGGUCGCACACCGGGGACUACACUCCCGUGGGAUUCUGGGUCCAGAACGGCAGCAUGCCCCAGCCUGUUGAGAGCCCAGCCAGCGCCACCACCCGCCCCAGCCCCACCACGCCUGCCAUGCCCAAGAUGGGCGUGCGCGCCAGAGUGGCUGACUGGCCGCCCAAGCGGGAGGCCCUGAGAGAGCAGAACAACCCAAGCCCCUCGCAGGACGCAGAUGGCACGAAGGCCACAAAGGUGGCCCAUCCCAUGAGGAGCAUACAGAACGGACAGCCCCCCGCCAGCACUCCGGCUUCUUCGGGGUCCAAGGCCUUCCACCGGCUCUCCAGAAGGAGGUCCAAAGAUGUGGAAUUCCAGGACGUGUGGCCCCGGCCCCCGGGCAGGGCCUUCCUCCCGCUGCGGCACCGCAGCAGUAGCGAGAUCACGCUGAGUGAGUGCGAUGUGGAGGACGCGGGGGAGCCGCGGGGGGCGCGGCACGCGGGGGCGCUGCCCCUCUUCCGCGAGUACGGGAGCACGUCCUCCAUCGACGUGCAGGGCGUGCCCGAGCAGAGCUUCUUCGACAUUCUCAACGAGUUCCGCAGUGAGCAGCCCGCACCCCGGGGCGCGCCACGCCGCCCCGAGCUCGAUCGGGUCGCACACCUCCUGCGGGGCGGCGGCGGCGCCAAGGGGGACCCCCGCCACGGGCAGCCCGGCAAGGACAGCCUGCUGCCGCUGCAGCCCGGGAAGGAGAAGGCCCGCAAGAAGCCCACGCGGGGCCCGGGCGGGGAGGCGGCGGACUCGUGCAUCUUCCGGAAGCUUCGGGGCGGCCGCGCCGAGGCCGAGGCGCGCGCCCCGGGGGAGGCGGAUGAGGCCCGGGGCCCCGCGGAGGCCGGCCGGCCGUGGGUGUGCCAGAAGAGCUUCGCGCACUUCGACGUGCAGAGCAUGCUAUUCGACCUGCACGAGGCGGCGGCCAACCGCGCGUCCACGGCGCAGCGGCGCAACACCACCACCGGGGCCUCCGCCGCCUCGGCCACCGCGGCCCUCGGCGCCGCGCGCGCCCACAGCCUCGGGGGCGCGGAGCCCGCCUUCGCCAGCACCGAGGACCUCAACUGCAAGGAGAACCUGGAGCAGGACCUGGGCGACGACACCAGCAACGAGCUGCUGCUCAGCUGCCCGCACUUCCGCAACGAGAUCGGCGGCGAGCGCGAGCGCGACGUGAGCUUCGCCAGGGCGUCCGCGGGCCCCCCGGCGGGCGGGGGCGGGGGCGGGGGCGGCGCCGAGGGCCGCCCGGCCGAGCCCGCCCUGAGCGCCUGCCGCACCAACGCCAGCAUCUCGGUGCUCGAGGUGCCCAAGGAGCAGCAGAGGACGCAGAGCCGCCCGCGGCAGUACAGCAUCGAGCACGUGGACCUGGGCGCUCGCUACUACCAGGACUACUUCGUGGGCAAAGAGCAUGCCAAUUACUUUGGCGUGGACGAGAAGCUGGGGCCGGUGGCCGUGAGCAUCAGGCGGGAGAAGCUGGAAGACCACAGGGACCACGGGCCUCAGUACCAGCACAGGAUCAUCUUCCGGACGCGCGAGCUCAUCACCCUGCGGGGCUCCAUCCUGGAGGACGCCACGCCCACGGCCACCAAGCACGGGACGGGACGGGGCCUGCCCCUGAGGGACGCCCUGGAGUACGUCAUCCCCGAGCUCAACAUCCACUGCCUGCGGCUGGCUCUCAACACGCCCAAGGUGACGGAGCAGCUGCUGAAGCUCGACGAGCAAGGGCUCUGCCGGAAGCACAAGGUGGGCAUCCUGUACUGCAAGGCCGGCCAGAGCUCGGAGGAGGAGAUGUACAACAACGAGGAGGCCGGCCCCGCCUUUGAGGAGUUCCUCUCCCUCAUCGGCGAGAAGGUCUGUCUGAAGGGCUUCACCAAGUACGCCGCCCAGCUGGACGUCAAGACCGACUCCACGGGGACCCACUCCCUCUACACGACGUACCAGGACUACGAGAUCAUGUUCCACGUCUCCACCCUGCUCCCGUACACCCCCAACAACAGGCAGCAGCUACUAAGGAAGAGGCACAUAGGGAACGACAUCGUGACGAUCAUCUUCCAGGAGCCAGGGGCGCUGCCCUUCACCCCCAAGAACAUCCGCUCCCACUUUCAGCACGUCUUCAUCAUUGUCCGAGCCCACAACCCCUGCACGGAGAACGUCUGCUACAGUAUGGCUGUGACCCGAUCCAAAGACGCCCCUCCUUUCGGCCCCCCAAUCCCCAGUGGAACCACCUUCCGCAAGUCUGACGUCUUCAGAGACUUCCUGCUGGCCAAGGUGAUCAAUGCCGAGAACGCAGCGCACAAGUCCGACAAGUUCCACACCAUGGCCACCAGGACCCGCCAGGAGUACCUCAAGGACCUGGCCGAGAACUGCGUCUCCAACACGCCCAUUGACUCCACUGGCAAGUUCAACCUCAUCUCCCUGACCUCCAAGAAGAAGGAGAAGACCAAAGCCCGGGCAGGCGCCGAGCAGCACAGCGCAGGGGCCAUCGCCUGGAGGGUGGCGGCUCAGGACUAUGCCCAGGGGGUCGAAAUCGACUGCAUUUUGGGAAUUUCUAACGAGUUUGUGGUGCUCCUGGACCUCCGCACCAAGGAGGUGGUGUUCAACUGCUACUGCGGGGACGUCAUUGGCUGGACCCCAGACUCCUCGACGCUCAAGAUCUUCUACGGGCGAGGGGACCACAUCUUCCUCCAGGCUGCAGAGGGCUCUGUGGAGGACAUAAGGGAAAUCGUGCAGAGACUGAAGGUGAUGACCAACGGCUGGGAGACGGUGGACAUGACCCUGCGGCGGAACGGGCUGGGGCAGCUGGGCUUCCACGUGAAGUACGACGGGACGGUGGCCGAAGUGGAGGACUACGGGUUCGCCUGGCAGGCCGGCCUCCGGCAGGGCAGCCGGCUGGUGGAGAUCUGCAAGGUGGCCGUGGUCACGCUGACCCACGACCAGAUGAUCGACCUGCUGCGCACCUCAGUCACCGUCAAGGUGGUCAUCAUCCCUCCCUUCGACGACGGCACGCCCCGCAGGGGGUGGCCGGAGACCUAUGACAUGAAUACCUCGGAGCCCAAGACAGAGCCGGAUAGCGUGACCCCCGGGGGCCGGCCCCCCUACCGCAGCAAUGCUCCCUGGCAGUGGAGCGGGCCCGCGUCCCACAACUCUCUGGCAGCCUCCAAGUGGGCCCCUCCAGCCACCCCCAGCCAUGCCCAGUCCCUGAGCCGGCCCCCGAAGCAGACCCCCGUGGUCCCCUUCCGGGAGUCACAGCCCCUGCACAGCAAGAGGCCUGUCAGCUUCCCAGAAACCCCUUACACAGCAUCACCAGCAGGGGCCGACAAAGUCCCUCCCUACCGCCAGCCUUCUGGGAGCUUCUCCACCCCCGGCUCGGCCACCUACGCCAGAUACAAGCCAUCCCCGGAAAGGUAUGCGGCCGCCCCACACCCACUGCUGUCUUUCGAUCCCCACUUCGGCCAUGAUGGGACGUCCAGCGGCGACUCCUCCUCAGGCGGCCUGACCAGCCAGGAAAGCACCAUGGAGCGCCAGAAGCCAGAGCCCCUGUGGCAUGUGCCCGCCCAGGCCCGGCUCUCGGCCGUGGCUGGAAGCAGCGGCAGCAAGCACGCCUCCAGGCAGGAUGCGGCAGGCAAAGAUUCCCCCAACAGGCAUUCCAAAGGCGAGCCUCAGUACUCCAGUCAUUCCAGCAGCAACACCCUCUCCAGCAACGCGUCCAGCAGCCACAGCGACGAUCGCUGGUUUGACCCCCUGGACCCCCUGGAACCAGAGCAGGACCCCCUCUCCAAGGGCGGCUCUAGCGACAGCGGCAUUGACACCGCCCUCUGCACCUCCAGCCCCAGCUGCAUGUCGCUGGCCAAGACUCCCCGGCCGGCCAAGCCGCACAAGCCCCCCGGAAGUAUGGGCCUCUGCGGGGGCGGGCGCGAGGCGGCCGGCCGGGCCCACCACGCAGACAAGCGGCGGGAGGUCUCGCCAGCCCCGGUGGUCGCUGGCCAGAGCAAGGGCUACCGGCCGAAGCUGUACUCCUCGGGCUCCAGCACUCCCACGGGCCUGGCUGGGGGCAGCCGCGACUCGCCCAGGCAGCCCAGUGAUAUGAGCUCCAGGGCUGGCUAUCCUGCUCAGGUUUACAAAACUGCCAGCGCAGAGACUCCCCGGCCCUCACAGCUGGCCCAGCCCAGCCCCUUCCAGCUCUCUGCCUCCGUCCCCAAGUCCUUCUUCUCCAAGCAGCCCGUGCGCAAUAAGCACCCAAUGGGGUGGAAGAGAACAGAUGAGCCCCCGCCACGGCCACUCCCCUUCACUGACCCAAAGAAGCAGGUGGACACCAACACGAAAAACGUCUUUGGGCAGCCACGGUUGAGGGCGUCACUCCGCGACCUCCGCUCCCCACGGAAGAACUACAAGUCCACCAUCGAGGAUGACCUGAAGAAGCUCAUCAUCAUGGACCCCCUGGCGCCGGAGCAGGACAGAGACGCGGGGCAGUCGCCGCAGAAGAGCCUGCAGCGGACGCUGUCCGACGAGAGCCUGUGUGGCGGGCGCCGGGAGCCCGGCUUCACCAGCCCCGGCAGCCUGGAGCCCGGCCUGCCCGGCGACGUGCUCUUCACCAGCACCUGCGCCUUCCCCUCCAGCACGCUGCCCGCCCGCCGCCAGCACCAGCACCCGCUCCCGCCCGGCAGCAGCGGCCCCAGCCCCAGCCCUGCCGCCGGCAACGGCUUCCCCGAGAAGAAAGCCACCAUCUCGGCCUCGGAGCUCUCGCUGGCUGACGGGCGGGACCGGCCCCUGCGGCGCCUUGACCCCGGCAUGAUGCCGCUGCCCGACACGGCUGCUGGCCUCGAGUGGUCCAGCCUGGUCAACGCAGCCAAGGCAUACGAAGUGCAAAGAGCCGUCUCGCUCUUCUCUCUCAACGACCCGGCUCUGAGCCCGGACAUCCCGCCCGCACACAGUCCUGUCCACAGCCACCUGAGCCUGGAGAGGGGGCCCCCGACCCCCAGGACCACCCCUACCAUGAGCGAGGAGCCGCCCCUGGAUCUGACGGGCAAGGUGUACCAGCUGGAGGUGAUGCUGAAACAGCUGCACACGGACCUCCAGAAGGAGAAGCAGGACAAGGCCGUGCUGCAGUCAGAGGUGGCCAGCCUGCGGCAGAACAACCAGCGGCUGCAGGAGGAGUCCCAGGCCGCCAGCGAGCAGCUGCGCAAGUUCGCCGAGAUCUUCCGCAGGGAGAAGAAGGAACUCUGAGUGGACAGGCCUCCGCCCGCAGGCUGUGGGCCCUGCUCCUCUCUUCCUCCAUUUGCUCCCCGUUGCAAGUGUGGCCAAGAUAAUCCAGCCAGGGCCCCACCGCCCUCCCCGUGCACACGGAGACCCCAGAUGGCAGGGGCCCCUGAGGGAGGCCUCGCCGGGGCCGGGAGCCGGGUCUGCUCGCGGUCUCAGGCCUCCCUCUGAACUGCCCAUCUCUGGUCCCUGGGGCUGGGCUGUGCCCACACUGCCGCCGGGGGCCCACCCUGCCCUCCCCAUCCAGCCCCUUCCUUGGACCAAGCCACGGGAAGCUGGAGGAAGGGGAGAGGGAGGGCGAGAGUGUCUCCAGACCUCACCACUCCAGGAAUUCACAACCAGAUGUCUUCACAGCAGAGUCUGGGCUUGUGGGGCCGAGGCCCCUCCAUGAAAGUCACAGUGUGUGAGCCGCCUGUCCUCCCCCAGGCCCCAGGGAGACGGGGGCCCGGGUGGAAACGAGCCUGGGCUCUCGGUCCUGAUGCACAUAGCUCCGAAAAGCACGGACACAACCCCGUCCCAGCCCUAUCUUUCCAAAAAGCAGGCAGGAGCACUUUGUUAGAGUUUCAGUUGUGUUCUUGGGGGGUCCCAGGCUGGAGAGAGGAAAGUCCAGCAUCCAGAGGCAACUUCUUGGAGGGGGCACCCCCUUUGCACACGCGGGACCAUUUAUACAGUCUGUUUCUAUCAGCCCCUCGACCACCAGAAGCCACGGCACCUGGGCCCUGCACCUCGAGCUGCUGCCUGGCCCGGCCCAGGAGCAGAGCCCACCCAGCGCAUCUCCUCCUCCCCAGCCCCACGAGCUCCGACCACGCAGCCACGGCCUCCUCCGGGCACCAGGAGGGGCUCAUGGAGCCCUCAGCUCAGGGCUGGAGAGGAACAGCGUUCAUCUCCUCUCCGGUUUUGAUGGCCCAUCUUGGCCCAUCUCGCAGGCCCCACAUGGCCGGACGCCCUCCCCGUGCUCCCCGGGAGCAUUCUGCUGUGCUAACGCCCACGAGACGCGGGUUCUCUCCAGGCAAUAAGGGGCAGCUUGCCGGGCAGCCAGGCCGGUGUGGUACUAUGCUGUUCACCCAGGAAACAGAGGUUCUUUUUUUCCUUUAAAAACAAAACAAAAAAAUAUAUAUAUAUUUAUUUUUUCACGUAGAGUUGCGCCAGAACAAGCUUGUAUGGCCACAAUCUGUGGAUUCCCCCAACCUCAAGCUGAGGAUCGAGGCACAUCCCCCAUGGGCUGGGGCUCAGCGGGAGGACUCCGAGGGACAGAAAGACAGGGUGGGCAGGCCGGUGGGCUUCCCUUUUCCAAAGACACCAGGCGGGGGGUUGGCGUAGGCCUGGCUCAGAGCAGCACGCCCAGGCUGGGAGCCCCAGGCAGCCAGCCCUUGUCCAGGGACCCCACCGCCUUCUUUUUGGGGCCAGAAACCUCAGGGAAGGGGGCUCUGGGGACUGCACAGGACACAGGCACUGGGGGGGUGCCAGGCUGGAUGAGUAGGGGUGAGAGAGGAGGGCACUCCUCAUGCCUCCCUGCCAUCCCCACGUCCCCGCAGGCCAACAUCCCCAGAGAGCCUUCAGACCUGCCCUCUCCUCCCCAUCACCCGUGGGUUGAGAGGGGGCUACAAGGUGGGGCCUGCUCGGUCCUCAGCCCUGGCCAACUACUGUGACGUCUCUGCCCCUCUUCCCGGACCCGCUUUUCCGGAGGGUUCUGCAGGAUCGCACCCAACCCCCCUCAGACCCUAACCUGGGGGCCGCCCCUCACCCCUUUUUUAAGUCACCUCCUCACGUCUUCAGAUCAUUCGAAUCAUUUUGGGGACCUAAUCAUGUACAUUGAGAAGUGUAAAUUAUGAUUUUUGGUUUUGUUUUCUGUUAUUUUUUUUAAAGAUUUCUGCAAAACAGAUCUAUUUAAUUUGAGAUUGGUGUUCUGUCUGAUGGCUGAAGAGAGCAGGGGUUUUUUUAUGUGUUGAUUUGUUUCAUUUGGAUUUUUUAUUAUUCUUUAUUGUCUUUUUUUCCCCCCUAUCCCUGUCUUGAGAUUUUCUGGCAUGUUUCUGGAGGUUUCAAAGGAAAUAAAUGUUUCAUAGAAAUGG
Molecule: messenger RNA, 8837 nt
Organism: Diceros bicornis minor
Lineage: Eukaryota; Metazoa; Chordata; Mammalia; Perissodactyla; Rhinocerotidae
Gene: SIPA1L3
Product: signal induced proliferation associated 1 like 3
Exons: 23
Coding region: 1414-6735 (1773 amino acids)
Biological process (GO): establishment of epithelial cell polarity; epithelial cell morphogenesis; activation of GTPase activity
Cellular component (GO): Golgi apparatus; plasma membrane; cytoplasm
Molecular function (GO): GTPase activator activity; protein binding
Source: RefSeq, a predicted model, not a curated record